GGGAAACAGAAAACCUACAAAGCUGCUGCACAGAACUUAACCGCUACGAACUCCGAUAUCCAUUUUCAUUUCCUUUUCCAUUUUCCACUCUCAAGUUACAACUCACUGAUUCACAAUGGUUGGCCCACAAUACGAUUUACUCGCGAACCCACUCGGCGUCGUCAGAUCCACCUUCGACACUGCCAUAGCCUCCGGUUCCGAUCCCACCACUCUAAACGGCCGCGACUGGGGCGCCAUCAAUCUCUUCCGCCACUUUCUCUCCGACCAAUCACAACUCUCUCAGGUUCCGCUUCUCACCCCAGCUACAAUCAAAUACGUCAAGCCCAAUACUCUUGUUCGAUUCCGUGGGAUGAUUCAGGACAUGCUGGGAAACGAAUUUUAUGUUGGCACUUUUAAGGAUGGUUCCGUGUGGAGGACUAACAAGUUUUCAGAUAUUUCUCAAUAUCCUAUUCCAUCUGGUUCCUCUGUUGAUAACCAGAUCUGGGAACGUCGAUUGCUUUACUGUGUUCCGAUUCCGGGAUUGAGUCCGUGGGCAGAAUCUACACCAGAAACAGAUGCUAAUCUAUCUAUGGAUUGUACAUCUGAUCAAAGAGAAAAAAGGAGGAGAGGAGAUGAUGAGUCAUCCGACAUGCAUGUUGAGAAUGACGAGGUUGUUGAGGGCUCUCCUAAUACUAAAAGAAUGAGAGAAGGCGAAGGCGAACGCUCUUCCCUUGCCUCUCAAUCUCAGGGUGCUGUACCUGACAUUGCUGGCUCAUGUACGAGUUUAAUGUCUGGUCUCAAUGGCAACUCAACUAGUUGUAUUGUGAAAAUAUAUGAUACGCCAGAGUCUGAACUGAGACUGAAUGACAUUUUUGAGUUUGUGGGUAUCCUUACAUCUGAUCUAGAGAUUCAGGACGACUGUGAAGAUAGGGAUUUAUUGAAUGACUUUAGUGAAGAUCCAUUGCAUAAUUUCCCACCUAACAAGGUACCACGGCUUCAUUGUCUUAUUCACAGGAAACUUUCGAUUCUGGACUUCCUUCAGCAUACACCUAUUAUAGAGCCAAAACCUGACUUGGUCAAAGGUAUCAGGGAGUCUUUGCUAAAACAUCUAUCAGCUGUUCUAGGCAAUGAUGAUGUAGCUGCUCAUUUCAUGUUGUUACAUCUCCUAUCCAAGGUGCAAGCCAGGGUAGAUGCUCUUGCUGUUGGAAAGUUUUCAGUAAAUUUUACUUGUUUUAGCAAAGAAAUUGCGUCUAUAUUUGGAAAGCAACUAAACCUUGCCAUCAAAAACCUCGUGCCUUUCACACAUUGCAUACCCCUUACAGUGGAAUACUUGAACACUGCAUCUCUUGCUCCUAAAAAGAAUUAUGAUAAAAAUAGACUAGAAACUGGAGUCUUGCAACUAGCUGAAGGUUCUCAUUUAAUUGUUGAUGAGACACAAUUAGAAGCCGGAACUCUCAAUUCUGUAGGUGUAGAGAAUGCCAGUUUGCUGAAAAAUUUAAUGGAGAUGCAAAAGGUGGAUUAUGAUUUCAAGUACUAUAAAAUGGAAAUGGCAACUGAUGUCCAACUGCUAGUUUUGUCUGAGGGGAAAUCAAAUAUCUUGCCAGCUGAUGUAAUUGUACCUAUCCGGCCUUCUGCAACCAAUUGCUCAGAAGCUGUGUCAGCAGAAACUUGGGAAGCUUGGAGGUGGUAUUUAGGCACUGUUAGACAAUUGCCACACUGUAUGGAAUCAGGAAUGGAGAAGAUGGUAGAAAGUGAUUUAGUUGACGCAAUACAAGCAGAUAGGAGCUUGAGUAUCCAAGAUUUUAGCAGGUGGUUAACAAUGGGCCGCCUCAUGUCUUUGAGCUAUGGUGAGACCAGCAUGUCACUAGAACAUUGGCAAAUGGCCAAGGAAUUGGAGAGACUCCGCAGAGAGAGGUUAAAGUGAAAUGGCCAAGGAAUACAAGGUUACCAUUGACGCCUUAAUUUCUUUUGUAAAUUCAUGGAAAUGAAUGCUAGUCCUAUUACGCAGCAAUAUGAAGUUAUGAAUGAGGGUUACUAAGAAUCAAAUAGUUGAUUCCAUAAGUUCUGCAUUUGGUGAAAGCAAUAUGAUGCCAUUUCACUUUGGAAAUGAAUAAUCAACAAGAGUCCAUCUAAUUAUUUUUAGCAAAUUUUAGUUCUCCAAAUAUUUCUCAGAAAGCCCCUAAUUUCUGUAAGACCUGUAUCUCUAAAGAUAUUUAAUAUUAAAAUAUUUUAUUAUUAUUUAGCAUAAAAUAUUUUAAUCUUAUCGUGUAUGAGGCUGUUUUUACUAUUUUAAAUAAUUCUUUGCUAUCUAA
Lathyrus oleraceus (garden pea) is the source of this 2291-nucleotide messenger RNA. RefSeq names its product mini-chromosome maintenance complex-binding protein. Gene Ontology annotation, molecular function: chromatin binding. Gene Ontology annotation, biological process: DNA-templated DNA replication. The coding region runs from base 116 to 1903 and encodes 595 amino acids. NCBI's taxonomy places the organism in Eukaryota, Viridiplantae, Streptophyta, Magnoliopsida, Fabales, Fabaceae. The record is from RefSeq and is a predicted model, not a curated record. The transcript is spliced from 14 exons.